AUCUCCUGGCGAAUGCUGUCUUCCACAGAUUCAAAAGAAACAUUGGGCAGGGUUAUCUGCGCAUUGCCAAGUUCUCAGGGGAGUGGAAAACAAGAGUUAGAACAUGGACAGCCGCUUACAGGAGAUCCGGGAGCGGCAGAAGCUACGGCGACAGCUUCUCGCGCAGCAGUUGGGAGCUGAAAGUGCUGACAGCAUUGGUGCUGUGUUAAAUAGCAAAGAUGAGCAGAGAGAAAUUGCUGAAACAAGGGAAACUUGCAGGGCUUCCUAUGAUACCUCUGCUCCAAAUACAAAACGUAAAUAUCAAGAUGAAGGAGAGACAGAUGAAGACAAAGUGGAAGACUAUAAGGAUGAACUGGAAACGCAACAGGAGGAAGAAAAUUUGCCAUAUGAAGAAGAGAUUUACAAAGAUUCCAGUACUUUUCUUAAGGGGACACAGAGCUUAAAUCCCCAUAAUGAUUACUGUCAACAUUUUGUAGACACAGGACAUAGACCUCAGAAUUUCAUCAGGGAUGUAGGUUUAGCUGACAGAUUUGAAGAAUACCCUAAACUAAGGGAGCUUAUCAGACUGAAAGAUGAGCUAAUAGCUAAAUCUAACACCCCUCCUAUGUACUUACAAGCAGAUAUAGAAGCUUUUGACAUCAGAGAACUCACACCCAAAUUUGAUGUGAUUCUCCUGGAACCCCCUUUAGAAGAAUAUUACAGAGAAACUGGCAUCACUGCUAAUGAGAAAUGCUGGACUUGGGAUGAUAUUAUGAAAUUAGAAAUUGAUGAAAUUGCAGCACCACGAUCAUUUAUUUUUCUCUGGUGUGGUUCUGGGGAGGGAUUGGACCUUGGAAGGGUGUGUCUACGCAAGUGGGGUUACAGAAGAUGUGAAGAUAUAUGUUGGAUUAAGACCAACAAAAACAAUCCUGGGAAGACUAAAACUUUAGAUCCAAAGGCUGUCUUCCAACGAACCAAGGAGCACUGCCUUAUGGGAAUCAAAGGAACUGUUAAGCGUAGCACAGACGGAGACUUCAUUCAUGCUAAUGUUGACAUUGACUUAAUUAUCACAGAAGAACCUGAAAUUGGCAAUAUAGAAAAACCUGUAGAAAUUUUUCAUAUAAUUGAGCAUUUUUGUCUCGGUAGAAGACGGCUUCAUCUUUUUGGAAGAGAUAGUACCAUUCGACCAGGCUGGCUUACAGUUGGACCAACUCUUACGAAUAGCAACUACAAUGCAGAAACAUAUGCAUCCUACUUCAGCACUCCUAAUUCCUACCUGACUGGAUGUACAGAAGAAAUUGAGAGACUCCGACCGAAAUCACCUCCUCCCAAAUCUAAAUCUGAUCGGGGAGGUGGAGCUCCCAGGGGUGGAGGAAGAGGUGGAACUUCUGCUGGUCGCGGCCGAGAAAGAAAUCGAUCUAACUUCCGAGGAGAAAGAGGUGGCUUUAGAGGGGGCCGUGGAGGAGCUCACAGGGGUGGCUUUCCACCUCGGUAA
Chrysochloris asiatica (Cape golden mole) is the source of this 1474-nucleotide messenger RNA. RefSeq names its product methyltransferase like 14 (gene METTL14). The transcript has 11 exons. Gene Ontology annotation, molecular function: mRNA binding. Gene Ontology annotation, cellular component: nucleus; RNA N6-methyladenosine methyltransferase complex. Lineage: Eukaryota; Metazoa; Chordata; Mammalia; Afrosoricida; Chrysochloridae. The record is from RefSeq and is a predicted model, not a curated record. The coding region runs from base 104 to 1474 and encodes 456 amino acids.